This is a messenger RNA of Nematocida minor, 654 nucleotides long. RefSeq lists its product as uncharacterized. Gene Ontology annotation, molecular function: 3-dehydrosphinganine reductase activity. The coding region runs from base 1 to 654 and encodes 217 amino acids. The transcript has a single exon. The record is from RefSeq and is a predicted model, not a curated record. NCBI's taxonomy places the organism in Eukaryota, Fungi, Microsporidia. Gene Ontology annotation, biological process: sphingolipid biosynthetic process. Gene Ontology annotation, cellular component: endoplasmic reticulum membrane.
AUGCACUUCUGCAUAACAGGAGGGUCAAAGGGCCUGGGAAGAGCUCUUGCUAUUUACAUUCUGCUGAACAACCACAGAGUCACAAUUAUCGAUAGAGUUUCUUCAGAUCUGGACUGCGACUUUAUAAAACACGAUUUUGCAGAGAAUUUGCCUUUUUCCAUCUCCUGCGAUGUGCUGGUAGUAUGCCAUGCCACCUUUGAUGGAUUCAGGCCUUUUGGCAGCUAUUCACAGGGAUACAUCAGCAGGUAUCUUCAAAUCAACUUACUAUCUCAGAUUGAUCUGAUUAAAAACAGCAAGUACAAAAAGGUGGUGUACAUAAACAGUGUGCUGAGUAUUGCACCCCUGCCCAACAUAUCCCUGUACAGCGCGUGCAAGGGAUUUAUGCACAACUUUCUGGAGUCAGUAAGAAGAGAGAAUACUCCCGUACUGACCGUAUACCCGUACAAAAUAGACACAGACCUGUUUGAGUGUGUAAAGUCGCCGUAUGUGCUAGAAAAGAAAAUAAUAUCCAGAGAAAUCUUUAAUUCAAUUAUAAAAGGAGACACACACCUGUACCUGCCCUCUAUUUUCAAAUAUGCCUAUAUAUAUGCUUUAUUUCCUCUCUUUAUACAGAACUACAUUGUUAGAUUUAUUAACUACACAAUGAUUAACUAA